Messenger RNA from Carassius carassius (crucian carp), 984 nucleotides. RefSeq lists its product as uncharacterized. Bases 130 to 969 code for a protein of 279 amino acids. The record is from RefSeq and is a predicted model, not a curated record. NCBI's taxonomy places the organism in Eukaryota, Metazoa, Chordata, Actinopteri, Cypriniformes, Cyprinidae. The transcript is spliced from 2 exons.
AGUCUGAGAACGUGACGUCAGCAACGCAAUGCAUUUUGGGACUUGGGGACACGGACGCUGCUGAAUGUACUGUAUUGAAUUGUUAAUAGACGGUUUUGUUUGCUUUGUAAAGCUAAACAAUACGUUACAAUGGUGAAAGCUUGUUGUGUAAUUAACUGCCAUACUCGCACUCACGACCGGCAUGGAAAAAGAAUUUCAAACAGAGUGCGAUUUUUCAGCUUUCCCGCCUGGAAACAGCACCUUGGAUCUCAGGUCUCCGAGUUAACAAAGUGGCGUCACAUGGCUUGGUUAGCGGCAGUAAGAAGGAAAACCAUUACCUUCAACAAUAUUUGCCGAAACACGCUUGUUUGUUCACGCCAUUUUCACAAAGGCAAACCAGCCUAUGAAAUGCUGGAGUGUGAUCCUGACUGGGUGCCAUCUUUGCAUCUCGGGCACAAAGAAGUUAAAGCAACGCACUCUGGGCGGUUUAACCGGAGUUCAAGGAGACUGCAAGCUGUCACAGGGGAUCAUGCUGCACCUGCACCACUACAUGUAGCUGGCCAGAUGGAUGAAGCUGCAACAGCAGAUGAUGCCUCACAAAUGGAUGACACAGGCUCAAAUAACAACUUUGCAGAACAGCAGGAAUGCCAUCUUUGUAGCUGCAGGCGUGGUGAAAUUAACCGUUUGUUGGAGGAGAACAGGAGACUGAAGGAAGAGCUCACCCAAAAGAGAAUGGAUGAGGAUUAUUUUAAAGAUGAUGAUGCAAAGGUGAAGUACUACAAUGGGCUUCCAUGUCUUGCGCUUCUGAUGGGUGUGCUGACACAGCUUCUUCCCUGCCUGCCACAGACUGGGCGAAAACUCUCACCUUUUCAAAUGCUUCUUUCAACACUUAUGAGCCUCAGGCUGAAUCUCCCAAUUCAGCACAUUGCAUACCUCUUCUCUGUGGACUGUGUCCACCACAUUCAGAGAUACCAUAGGUACAAUGUUUAGACAUCUCAAACCCUU